Stylophora pistillata is the source of this 1323-nucleotide messenger RNA. Its product is annotated as monocarboxylate transporter 12. Gene Ontology annotation, molecular function: transmembrane transporter activity. The record is from RefSeq and is a predicted model, not a curated record. Gene Ontology annotation, biological process: transmembrane transport. Lineage: Eukaryota; Metazoa; Cnidaria; Anthozoa; Scleractinia; Pocilloporidae.
AUGGCCGGACAAGAGGAAGAAAAUGUAAGUCAUUCCCGGAUCAUCUGCUCUGUAGCUUCGGGAAGGCGAGUUCACAAGCACGACAGUGGUUGGGCGUGGCUGGUGGGUGUAUGCGGUUGUCUUUGUAACGUGUUUACUCUGGGAUGUUCGUAUAGUUUUGGUGUCAUGUAUCCGUCACUUUUGGACGAGUUCAAGCGAGGCAAAGCCCAAACAGCAUGGAUUGGCUCUCUUUGCAUGUCCUUGACCUUUUUCUUCGGCCCUCUGGCGGGAAAACUCUGCGAUCAUUACGGCCCCAGAGCUGUCAUAAUCAUUGGUGCAAUAAUAUCUGUGAUCGGACUUGCUACAACCUCACAGGCACGAAAUAUAUUCGUUUUAUACUUGACAUACAGCGUCAUAUUUGCUUUUGGAGGUUGUUGUAUUUAUACCAGCGUAUUUGUCAUCGUACCCAAGUACUUUUUAAAACAUCGUUCAUUAGCAACUGGAAUGAUUGCAGCGGGGCCUGGAGCCGGUACAUUCAUAAUGAGUCCUAUUUUGGCGCGUUCCAUAGAGGGGCUUGGAUGGCGUGGGGCAUUUUUGGUCAUGGCCGGUAUCAUCGCAUCUGUUUGUCUCCUUGGUUGUGCGUUUGAUCCCAAUUCUCCGACGAAUCCUGCAGAACGAGACGUAUGUCAUGCUUUUAUGCAAGACAAGAAAAAAAGACACUUGUCACGUAAUCCUUCAUAUUUGCUAUUGGUUUUCGUUACAGCUAUUGUGAUAUUAGGAAAUUCAGUUCCUCAAGUCCACAUGGCUCGCUACUGUGAAGAGAAAGGCAUCAGUCUACAACUUGCUUCGACGCUAUACCUUGUGCUUGGACUGUGCUCAGUUUUCGCCAGAGUCUUAGUCGGUCGCUUGUGUGAUUGUAAAUUCGUUGAUCAGCGAUGUGUCUACCAAGGAUGCCUGUUUGUUCUUGGUUUUUCAACUCUGCUCUGUCCAUUGGCAAAUACCUUUCCUACGUUACUCGUUUAUUUCAUAAUGUUUGGUUUGUUUGAUGGUGGUCAAUCAACUGUGGCAAAUGUGUUGGUAUUAACCUCUGUACAAGAAGGACAGAAGGCUCGUGCUUUUGGGUUGUGGCUGUUUUGUCUGUCAGUCAUUAUGGCUUGUGGACCGCCCCUUGCAGGUUACAUUGCGGACUCUACGGGUUCAUACGCGCCCGCAUUCUACUUGGCAGGCAGCAGCAUCGUAACUGGUGCCAGUGCUUUCUUCGUGAUGUACUUCCUAAGAAGUAACGCAGAAGAGAUGGAAUCGCAAACGAAACUUGUUGUCAUAGAAAAAGUUACAGUUGUGUGA